GAAAAAAUUAAAAAUAUCAGUUACAAAAAGCCUUAUAGGACAAAAAAGCCCAAAUCUUUAAGGAACCUCUGGCAUAAUAUCCGAUUCCUAGUUACCGAAAACCUCCGUGACCGGAAAACCAACUCGAAGCGCCCGUGAUCUGCGUGUCUAAAGGAGCAAGAUGGGACGGGUUUGAAGACUGAACUACUUUUACUGAUCGACGUCAGUUAAUGUUACACUAAAAUUAUACUGUACUUUCGACUGGAGUUGACUUGGCUGCUUCGUCUCGCUUCUUCUCGUCUGUGGGCAAUAUGACGGCAAUGAAAAUAAAGGUUGGGGCCGUUCCACGUGGGAAGCCCACUCCUAUUUUUCUAGACUUAUUUUGCCGGAGUCUUAUUAUCCUGUGCACAUUUCUGUCCGUCAUCCUCUCAUCUGUUGCCGUGUGUGAUGGUCACUGGAUGCUCGCCGGUCGCCGUAUGUUCGGCCUUUGGUAUUUCUGCUCACUGGAGGAGGAGGAGCAGGGCUCCCAGAGUUUUAAAGCAUCCUCUAACUGCACCAGACAUCUGGAGGAGGCAGGGGUGGAUGGUCUAGGUGUGGGCUUGGCUGUGUGUCGUUCUGUGAUAACGUUGGCUGUGGUCAGUGCCAUAUUCGGACUGGAGUUGCUUGUGAUGUCACAGGUCAGCGAAGGAAGAGACUCCAGUCAACGGUGGACCCUCGGGGCACGGCUGGUGCUGCUGGCAGGAGUAAUGGCUGCUGGAGGGGUCGCAACUUUUGUACUCCUGUUAAGGGCAUCUGCAACGCUCCUUGGGUUUACUCUCACCUUCUGGUGCCAGUUCACUGCUACCUUCCUGUUCUUCCUUAGUGGAAUGGCAGCACAGCACAUCCAGCAUAUCGAACCGCUGCUGCCCUUUAGUGGACAUCCUGAGAAAGUGUAGAAAUAAGGCCGGCGCUAACAAUAAACUCUUUAAAACUUGGAGAGGGUGCAUUAGAAGCUGCUGUUGGUUCAUCUUGAGCAUAUGCAUUCUUUUGGAUUAAUACUGAGAAGUGAUUUUGAAGUUUUGCAAAUAAUGAGGACCUUUUUUAAAAAGGUCCCAAAAAGGCCCAAUGUAUCAGUGUUUUUAUGAAGCAAUUUGCCGGGGGGUUUUUUACCUGUCAAAAUUCAAAAUUACACAUUGCACUGUGUUGUGUUUGAGCAUUAAAGGAAAUGCCUGUAUACUUAAUAGAAAAUAUCCUAGCAGAAGAUUACUGCAGGCCAGGUGUUGAAAUAAAUGUUUUAUUAGUU
This is a messenger RNA of Labeo rohita (rohu), 1261 nucleotides long. RefSeq names its product transmembrane protein 37 (gene tmem37). Bases 291 to 914 code for a protein of 207 amino acids. Gene Ontology annotation, cellular component: membrane. Gene Ontology annotation, molecular function: calcium channel activity; voltage-gated monoatomic ion channel activity. The record is from RefSeq and is a predicted model, not a curated record. Lineage: Eukaryota; Metazoa; Chordata; Actinopteri; Cypriniformes; Cyprinidae. The transcript is spliced from 2 exons.